This is a messenger RNA of Dreissena polymorpha, 9821 nucleotides long. Its product is annotated as ubiquitin carboxyl-terminal hydrolase 7-like. Bases 432 to 3746 code for a protein of 1104 amino acids. Lineage: Eukaryota; Metazoa; Mollusca; Bivalvia; Myida; Dreissenidae. Gene Ontology annotation, biological process: regulation of protein stability; protein deubiquitination. Gene Ontology annotation, molecular function: cysteine-type endopeptidase activity; cysteine-type deubiquitinase activity; protein binding. The record is from RefSeq and is a predicted model, not a curated record. The transcript has 32 exons. Gene Ontology annotation, cellular component: cytosol; nucleus.
UUUCGAAUACAGGAUCGAGCGUAAAGCGCUUUGGCAACGUUCUGCAUAAUUAACCGGUGGAGUGUUUUGCGAGAAGAACAUAAAGAUAUUUCUGGAGAUUCGUGCACGGAUAAAAAAGCUUGUCGGGCAUUGUUAUAAAGUUUAUCGAUUUUCUCUUGCAUGCUGUUACAGUUGACAUGAACAUGCUAACAGAUUUCAGUUAAACGGAUUGCCAAAUCCCACAGUGCUUUACGAUUUUGCCGCCAUCUUGUUUAUUUUCAUUGUUUUUGUUCCAUUUUCUAUGUCAGCAAUACCCCUGUACAGGGGUUAAGCCAGCAGACAUUGGGCGAAUUGCUAGUAAACACGUGAAAGUGACCGUAUCCGAAAAGGGUCAAGCAACGCCAGAGCGAGAUCGCCAGCGUACGGUCACUGUUAAAAGUGUUCAAAACAGCAUGAAUCAUGUAAAUGGAAAGCAAGAGGAGGAUAUGGAAAUAUCUAGAGACGACUCCCUAGAUAGAAAUAACAAAAUGGCCAAUGCAGUGAAUGGAGAGGUGGAUGAUGAUGCGGAGAAUAAAGCGGGGAAGAAAGCCAAUGAAGAAACAGAGGAAGAUGACAGCAAAGCCGAAGCUACGUUUAGUUUCACAGUUGAAAAUAUCAGCAAAUUACGAGAAUCUACGCUCAGUCCCAAAUGCAUGGUCCGCAAUUUGCCCUGGAAGAUCAUGGCGAUGCCACGGACCAACAACACUGCUGAGAAGCACUCACAGAAGAGCCUGGGAUUCUUCCUGCAGUGCAAUGCCGAGUCGGACUCCACGUCCUGGUCUUGCAAUGCUGCAGCUGAGCUAAGAAUCAUCAACCAAAAACCAGGGGGUGACGACUUCACUAGGAAAAUCCAGCAUUUGUUCUACAGUAAAGAGAAUGAUUGGGGAUACAGUCAUUUCUUGCCUUGGAACGACCUGCUGGACCCAGACAAGGGUUACUGCAAGGAUGACAGGGUCACACUGCAGGUCCACGUCAGUGCAGAUGCACCCCACGGGGUCAGCUGGGACUCCAAGAAGCAUACUGGGUUUGUUGGUCUGAAGAACCAAGGGGCCACCUGCUACAUGAACUCACUACUACAGACUCUCUUCUUUACGAAUAAGCUGAGAAGGGGUGUGUAUGUGAUGCCAACAGACGGUGAUGACCCGACCAAGAGUGUGCCUCUGGCCCUGCAGAGAGUCUUCUAUGAACUGCAGUUUUCUGAUGCAGCAGUCGGAACCAAGAAACUUACAAAGUCAUUUGGUUGGGAAACAUUGGACACUUUCAUGCAGCAUGAUGUCCAGGAACUGUGCAGAGUGCUUUUGGAAAACAUGGAGAGCAAAAUGAAGAACACUCUUGUGGAUGGAACCAUUCCUAAACUAUUUGAGGGCAAAAUGUUGUCGUAUAUUAAAUGCAAACAUGUGAACUAUUGCUCCCAAAAGGAAGAGGCCUUCUAUGAUAUACAGUUGAAUGUAAAGGGAAAGAAAACUGUGAUUGAGUCAUUCCAGGAGUAUAUAAAAGUGGAAUCGUUAGACGGAGACAAUAAAUAUGAUGCUGGUCAAUAUGGUCUGCAGGAGGCUGAGAAGGGAGUGAUAUUUAAGCAUCUGCCCCCAGUGUUGCAUCUGCACCUCCUGAGGUUUACGUACGACCCAGCAUCAGACGCCAAUGUGAAAAUUAAUGACAGGUAUGAGUUCCCCGAGCGGCUGGACCUGGAGGACUACCUGGAGAAGAAGGAGAAGACGCCGGCCACCUACAUACUGCACGCCAUCCUGGUACACAGCGGGGACAACCAUGGUGGCCACUAUGUCGUCUACAUCUCACCCAAGGGCGAUGGAAAGUACUGUAAGUUUGAUGAUGACGUUGUGUCCAAGUGUACCCGGCAAGAGGCACUGGACCGAAACUUUGGAGGCCAUGACGAUGACAUCUCUGUGAAACACUGCACAAACGCAUACAUGUUGGUCUACAUCAGGGAAAGCUUAAAAGAUGAAAUAUUGUGUUCUGUAACUGAAGAUGAUAUACCCAUGUCUCUCAAAGAUAGACUAGCAGAAGAAAGACGGUUAGAAGCCCAGAAGCGUCAGGAACGCAAGGAGGCCCAUCUAUACAUGAACGUUCAGGUUGUGACGGAGGACUACUUUGGGGGACACCAGGGCACAGAUCUGCUGGAUCUUGAGAAGGCAAACUUCCGCAACUUCCGGGUAAAGAAGUCCUCCACGCUGAAGGAAUUCCUGGAAAUGCUGGCUGAGAAUCUAAACUAUCCAGUCCACCAGAUUCGACCCUGGCCUUUUCAAGCGCGACAGAACCAGACAUACAGACCCACACACCUGGAUGUGGAGGCUGAUAUGAAUAAAACAGUACAGGACCUAGCCGAGGAAGGCAUAUGGACCCUGUUUGUGGAGACAUUGAACCCAGAAAGUUCACAGCAGAGAUUGCAGCACUUCGACAAGGAAAGCGAUGUGCUGUUGUUCCUUAAGAUGUAUGAACCCCGGACCAAAACUAUCAACUACUGUGGGCAUGCAUACGUACCUAUAGCAGCAAAAGGAUCUGAGUUAAUACCAAAGCUGAACAAAAGGGCCGGGUUUGCAGUGGACACCCCUUUACUGCUGUUUGAGGAGGUGAAGCCCAACUUGCUAGAGAUGCUGCCCAACUCUGACCUGCCCAUGGAGAAGAUGCUAGAGGAGCUCAUGGACGGAGACAUCAUUGUUUUCCAGAGAGAUGAGCCCGAUCUAGACUCCUAUGAGCUGCCUACUGCUAAGGACUUCUUUAGAGACCUCUAUUACCGCGUUGAAAUUACUUUCUGUGAUAAAAAUGUGAUAAACGACCCUGGCUUCACCCUGGAGCUGUCGAUGCGCAUGAACUACGACCAGAUGGCCAAUGGCGUCGCCAAGUACCUGUUAACGGACCCAUACUUACUGCAGUUCUUCAAACCACAAGGGUACAGAGAUGGUCCAGGGAAUGCAAUUAGGUGUACGUUUGACGGUACAUUAAAGGAAUUAUUAAUGUAUUCCAAACCCAGGCAACCAAAAAAGUUAUAUUUUCAACAGCUGAAUAUUCGUAUCAACGAGUUAGAAAACAAGCGUCAGUUCAAGUGUAUAUAUGUAAAUAAUAGGCUUAAAGAAGAGAAGGAGCUGGUGCUGUACCCAGACAAGACAGGCAAGGUGCAAGACCUCCUAGAAGAGGCAAAGAAGCAGAUUGAUCUUGUUGAAACUGGAAAACUCAGGUUAAUGGAGGUGAUAGGCUGCAAGAUCUACUCUAUCCAGCUGGAGGACAUGUCUCUAGAGAUGCUCAACUCCACUGGCACCACGAAGACCCUGCGUGUAGAAGAAAUCCCCAAGGAAGAGGCCCACAUGGCCGCUGAUGAGACUCUCAUCCAUGUUGCUCAUUUUCAUAAGGAAGUGUUCUCAACAUUUGGUGUUCCAUUUUUGCUGAAAAUUAAGAAUAAUGAAAAGUUUUCAUCUGUAAAAGAUAGAAUACAGAAACGUUUGGAUGUCCCAGAAAAAGAGUUUGAGAAGUACAAGUUUGCGGUGAUUGUGAUGGGUAAGGUGGACUACAUAUCGGACGAAGAUCAAGAUCUGAAAGUAAACAUCAAUCAGUUCCUGCCUCACUCAGUCACCGGUGAGUAUGCAGCCGAUGCCAGGCACAGUGGUGGCAACAUGCAAGCGCGGCCCUGGCUGGGUCUGGACCAUGUGAACAAGACCCCAAAGCGAUCUCGUGUUGGCAACUACCUAGAGAAGACUAUCAAAAUCUACAACUGAUUGCGACUAGGCUUUUUCUUAGGCAACUUUUUUAACAUAAAUUGUGGCCCUAUGUGUUGUUUUAAUGGAAAGUCUGUCCCUUUUCUUCAGCCAGUCAAUGGAAUUGGUACAUGUAUUGAGAAAAUAUAAGGGAGUCAGAUUUGUUAUUUUGUCUCCAGAUAUUAUUGUAUGGGAUUGCUUUUCUGUGUUCAGACUUACAGAAUGUUUCCACUGGUAAAUUGAUUGUACAUAGUCAGUUUAGUUUCAGCAUGAUUCAAAUAUGAAGGAAGGUAAAAAGUAUAAUUUGAGUUUUAGAUUGUUUCACAAGUUUAAUUUGACUGUUCGAUGUGGGUUUAAGCAUGAAUAAAAUGUAAAUUAAUUGUACAAAUUGCACUAGUGCUUAUCUGUUCAUUGACCUUUGAUACGAAUAAAAAGGAAGGUGAAAUAUUUUAACUUGAUGUACAAAUUGUUCCACAAGUUGACCUUUCCUGUAAACUCUUUUGAGCAUGAUUAAAAUAUUACAUAAUUUGUAAUUCACUUUUUCUCAAAUACAAAGGGUAUUAUGUGGCAUAUUUGUAUAUGAGAUAUGUUAUAUAUUGAUGUCUGCUUCAAUUAAAUUGGUUUAGAACAUUUUCAGUCUGAAAAUGUGUUUGCAUGAAUUUGAAGUACAAGAAAAGGAACAUCAAAUCAUUUUUGGGGGCAUAAUUGUUUCUUAAACUUCAAUAUAGUGCUUAUUAGCCGGAUUUUUUUCGAAAAAAUCUCGGCUUAUAGAUUGAUGUUGUCGGGCGGGCGGGCGGGGGUGGCGGCGUGCUCGAAAAUGUUAAAGUUCUUAUUUCAUGGUAUAACUUUGGUAUGCUUGGACCUAGAGUCUUCAAACUUGACAUGAAGGUUGGCCAGGAUUAACAGAUGACCACUGGUCAUUUUAAGGUCAUUCAUUUGAAGGUCAAGGUCACUGUGACCUUCAAUAUAAAAAAUGUUAAAGUUCUUAUAACUUUGGUAUGCUUGGACCUAGAGUCUUGAAACUUGACAUGAAGGUUGGCCAUAACUAGUUAGUAACCACUGGUCAUUUCAAGGUCAUUCAUUUGAAGGUCAAGGUCACUGUGACCUUGAAUGUAAAAAUGUUAAAGUUCUUAUUUCAUGGUAUAACUUUGGUAUGCUUGGACCUAGAGUCUUCAAACUUGACAUGAAGGUUGGCCAGGAUUAACAGAUGACCACUGGUCAUUUCAAGGUCAUUCAUUUGAAGGUGAAGGUCACUGUGACCUUCAAUAUAAAAAUGUUAAAGUUGUUAUAACUUUGGUAUGCUUGGACCUAGAGUCUUGAAACUUGACAUGAAGGUUGGCCAGAACUAGUAAGUAACCACUGGACAUUUCAAGGUCAUUCAUUUGAAGGUCAAGGUCACUGUGACCUUGAAUGUAAAAAUGUUAAAGUUGUUAUAACUUUGGUAUGCUUGGACCUAGAGUCUUGAAACUUGACAUGAAGGUUGGCCAGAACUAGUAAGUAACCACUGGACAUUUCAAGGUCAUUCAUUUGAAGGUCAAGGUCACUGUGACCUUGAAUGUAAAAAUGUUAAAGUUCUUAUUUCAUGUUAUAACUUUGGUAUGCUUGUACCUAGAGUCUUCAAACUUGAAAUAAAGAUUGGCCAGUACUAGAAGAUGACCACUGGUCAUUUCAAUGUCAUUCAUUUGAAGGUCAAGGUCACUGUGACCUUAAAUGUUAAAAUGUUAAAAUUGUUAUAACUUUGGUAUGCUUGGACAUAGAGUCUUCAAACUUGACAUGAAGGUUUGCAAGCACACUUAGAUGACCACUGGUCAUUUCAAGGUCAUUCAUUCUAAGGUCAAGGUCACUGUGACCUUGAAUGUAAAAAUGUUAAAGUUCUUAUAAUUUCAUUUUGACCUUUGAACAAUAUUUCAGUAAUUUAAGUAUUGCAUUGACAAAAACACGAAAGGUACUUUCCUGUCAUUUAAAUAAAAAAUCCGGCUUCAAUGCGGUCAUCUCCGACCGCGGAAUUCUUGUCUUUAAGAAAUAAAAUGUGGAGCUACUUUAUUGUCUGCUGAAUAAUAGUUUCAAACUUCAGGGUUGGUUGAAACUGCUGUAUCUACACAACCUUUCUCUGUCAGAUACAUGUACUUAAGUGUGAUACUCGCACAGUAAAUCUGCAGGAUUCAACUUGUAUCCACAUAUUUUUAAAACUUUUCGGUGACAAAUUUAUUUUUGUUUCGUAACCAUGUGAAAUACGAUAAGAAAAGUUCAAGCUUUUCCACAUGACUCUUGCAGUGACCUCUUUUUAUAAUGUAUUAGUUUCCUCAAACUGAAUAGAUUCGAGCCUGUCUCUGGAAAAACUGGGCAGUUUGAACUGGCUAAUCAUGGGGUAAUUCUUCCCCAUGACUUGAUUUUCAUUUAGAAUAGACUUGCUUUAAAGAAAAUUACUUAAAAGUGUAAACUGUGGUCCCGGAUAAGCCUUGGCGGACUGCACAGGCUUAUCUGGGAUGUUGCCUUAAGCUCAUGCAUGGUUUUCAUAGACUGGCUCAUUCGUUUUUUAACUUAAAUUGUGUUACAUAGAUAAAAAAAAUAUUGCACUAACAUAUUUUACUUUGCCAUCUAUCACAUGCAACAUCAUCACAGACAAUACCACAAAUGAAAAGAAACAGAAUUCAAGCAUGUAAUUUACGUUAAUGGAGUCCACAAGUAAAAUGUUGGAGAGCUGUAAAUCUGUGAAUCUCUACAUAGUGUGCACUGCUGCAUUGAAUACUUAGAAAACACAAUGAAAUCUUUGUAAGCAUGAAAUAAUACCCUCUUUUUUAUAAAGUUUUCUGUGAAAUGACGUCUUUAAAAUGAAAGUUCUUGUUUUGUUUUUUUUAUAGAUAAUAUACUUUACUUCACUAAUGAUAAUAGAAAAUCAAUAUUUUCAUGAGAUGUUCAGUCUCUCAUUAAAAUAUUUAUUGCUUUGAUCACUCUAAACUAACAAAUAUUAUCAAUGUAUUGUUGGAAUAUAUAUUAUGCUAGUCAAAUUAUUUCAGUUUGUACUCUAAUUGAACCCUGAUACUUCAUCAAACACUGUACUUGUUUAACGAAUGUUAUCUCAAGGUUCACUACCUUGAGCUUCAAAUAAAAGUGUCUUCAGUAUACUACAAUAUGUAAGGUCACUAGGUACUGUUUGAAUUGAUUAGAGGACAAAGGAUUAUCAAUGAAAACAUUUACCAUUAUGAUAUAAAUAUAAAAUGGCACUUUUUACCCUAAUACACAGUAAUAAAUUAAGAUGUCGUGACAUUUUCAUUUUCCAACAAUGUUAAAAAUAAGGUCAUGUUUAUCAUUGAAUGUCAGUAAUUGAUAGGCUAAAUAGAGGUGAUCCUUUGAAAAUCUUGUUUAGAGUUUGAAUGUGAAAUAAUUUUGAUCAAUAAUUAACAUUUACCCUGUUAAAUUGCAUACUGCAUAGUAAGUAGUCUUCGAUACACAAUAGUUAAUAUGUAUUUUUCGUUAAACACUUCCUGCUUUUUGCUUAGUCACAAAACACUUUCUGUGUACUGCUUUCUGAGGCAGAUUUCUGUUGCACCACACAGUUUGGCAAUACAUUUUCAGGGUGGUCUAUAAUGGAUGCAUUUUUAACCAGGUUUUCCGAAGGAAAAAACUGGUUAUUAGAUUGGCGAAUGCGGGCGGGCUGGCUGGCGGGCGGAACAAGCUUGUCCGGGCCAUAACUAUGUCGUUCAUUGUCAGAUUUUAAAAUCAUUUGGCACAUUUGUUCACCAUCAUUGGACGGUGUGUCGCGCGAAAUAAUUACGUCGAUAUCUCCAAGGUCAAGGUCACACUUUGAGUUCAAAGGUUAAAAAUGGCCAUAAAUGAGCUUGUCCUGGCCAUAACUAUGUCAUUCAUUGUGAGAUUUUAAAAUCAUUUGGCACAUUUGUUCACCAUCAUGGGACGGUGUGUCGCACGAAAGAAUCGCGUCAAUAUCUCCAAUGUCAAGGUCGCCACGACUAAAAAUAUAUUUUUUUUAAAAACAAACUUACAAAGGGGGUUAAUUUUGUUUGUUCAUUUCAAAAGUUCAGUUUGAGCUUUCUCCCUUUAUCAGAUUUUUUUUUCACAAUGAAAACCUGGUUUUGUGACAAUUUUGUCCCUUGUAUAAAUGUUAAUAUAUAAAUGUGGCAAUAUCAAAAAUAUGAUUCUAUGUGCUAUUAAAGGACCCAAGUAGUUAUUAUUAAAAUAAUAAAGUUUUGUAAUGCAUAUUUAAGUGACUCACUUUAUUUUAGCAGGUACACAUUUCAUGGAAUUGGUUUAGUUUCAAACAAGUACAUUAGAUUGAAAUGAGAAUAUUCAGGGAGACGUACUGACCAUCUGCAUGUAUUUCUGAAGGCAUCUAAUGGCGUCUUUGUGCUUUUUAGUUUGUUUUAAUGUCUGUGUUAGCUUGAUGUGUAAAGCCAUGAGUUCAUGGCGAAACUUAAUGUACAUACCUCAUUAUAUUUUUCAAAAAAUUGCAUACAUGUAGAUUGAGAAUUAAAGAGAAAGUGAUGAAAAGAUGACCUGGGAAUUUUUACAACUACAACAAAACCUGCAGAAUUACAAAUUUACUUUUUUAGCAGUCAAGAGGUUUUUGAGUACCAUAUUAUACAUGUAGAUCUUACUGCAGAAAUUGCCAGGACAUUAAUGGUAGCUACAUAUGCCUGGUACUGGUGAUGUGGCACUAAUAUUCUUCUCAAAUAUCAAUAGUAGUGUAGUUCCUUUUUAAGGAUUUUGUAUGCAUAUUCUUAACUUUGUUGUAGGGCAUUUUAUCAUAUUUAUUUAACAGAAUUUAGGAAUACAUGUAUGAACGUUAUCCAUUUAAAUCUUUUGAUAGUUAAUAUAAUGUCCAAAAGAAUGGCUUCUUUAAAUAUAUUUUGGUCUGUAGCCUUGUUUUAAGGCGCCAUACAGGUUUAAAGGAUUGAGUUUGUACUUUGGUAGUUUCACAACGUCAUAAGGUACUGAGGUGCGUACAAUAACUAUCAUGUCUGGUCCUGCAACAUUGAAAGUCAAUUGACACUCAACAUUCCAAGCUACUGUUGUUUUCUUGUUGUUUUGUACUGGGAUCUGUUUUUAGUGGUUUAAAAUAAUUAUUUAACAUUCAAACAGGCUCCACUAGAUUGUGUUUGCAACAGGAUCUAUUUGUACAAUUAAUACCAGCAUCUGGAGUACUUUAAAAAAAAAGUUAAAAUCUUGGUCAGUCACUGACAUGCAUCGUAAUUUUGAGGGCAUCAUUAUCGGAGGAAUGAUCUUUGCAGUGUAUGGAUGCAAUUGUUACUAAGUAUAUGAACGUAAGAAACAUCACACUACUUAUUGACAUAACCAACAUGAAUAUUUGUGAGCUGUGGUAUCGGAAAUCAGGGCUCAAUGCAUGAUAGUAUACUAUAGCCCCAAAUUAGUCUGUACUAAGUCUGCACAGACAAAUCAGGGUCUACAUUUUCCACUUUUCAACUCUAGGGAGCAAUUGUUGUCCCAUGUUAGUCUCCGGAAUGUGCACAGGCAAAUCUGGGACAAUACUUGACGCACAUACAUGAUGCCUGGUUUCCCUAGAGCACAGCUUAUUUCUAUACUUUCAUGGUAGAACAUGUCAAAAUAAAUGCACUAUGUUGUUACCAAAAGCUUGUUUGCUAUACUUUUGUUACCAUAUGUUUGACAUUCUAAACUUUAUUUAUCUUUCUUGUAUCAUCUUAAUCACGAUAAUUGACAAUUCCAUCGAUCCUUACAUAAAUCAAUGUAUUGUGUAGAUACAUUUUGAAUUCAUAGCUUUGUAGCAGCGUUCUCAGCAACAGUAAAUUUUAAGUAUUUAUAUGUACUACAUGUAUCUUGCAGAAUUAUAAAGAUAGCUUCUGACAACAGAGACAAUAAUAAGAAACAGCACUAAAUCUUUGGUACAAAAUUGGACCUUAACAUUUCCCAACAGAUAUUGGCAAGGUUUGCGAAAUGUUUAGGCAAACAAGGUUUUUAAGGGUUUUGUUUUACAGUGUAGUUGUUAUCAAUUUUGUAUGCAUGUUUAGCUAUCUGAUUGUGCUCUUUUGUUUAUAAAUACAAACAAAUGUAAUGUCUAUCACAAUGGCUUACAUUUUAAGAAAAUAAAAUCAUUCAACAAUU